AUGAAAAAAAGUUUUGAUGAAAUCUAUAAGCAAUAUCAGCUUUUGAGAAAAAGAAAUAAUCAAGGCAUUUGGAUUUCCGAAGAAAGAGAGAAAAGGGAGUUGAGAGUUGCCAGAGUAAAAGUCCAAAACGGAACGGAGAAACGGCCGCAAGUUAAGAAUAAGUGGUUUAACCUAAUGGUACAGAGGCAGGCGGCGAUCCGGGUCACCAGCGCCUACCGAACCACGUCUACGGACGCGCUCUUGGUUUUAGCCGAACUCCCACCCAUCGACCUGCUUAUAGAGGAGGCGAUUGCCAUCUCAAAGGCUGACACUCCGGAAAGGAACGCAGCACGAAGACAAAGCAGAGAAACACUGCUACUAAAAUGGCAGGAAAGAUGGCGCUCCAGCAACAAAGGAAGAUGGACGGCCAGACUCAUUACCGAUAUAGCAACAUGGCUCGACAGGAAACAUGGGGACACGGACCACUACAUGACGCAAUUGCUGACAGGACACGGAUGCUUAAGAGAUUAUACUUAUGGCCUGGCAAAUCAGCUGACAGCGAAUGCUUAUAUUGCGGAGAUUCUAAUACCGCUGAGCACACCUUUUUCCAUUGUAGACAAUGGAAUGCGGAAAGGGAAGCAUCCUUCAACAACACGGGGACAAGGGAAGAAUAGCGAUCCCUAUAUUUACUUAACUAUCGGGAUGUAUUUGCCGGUUGCCUAUGAAAAACUACCCAUUGAAUUAUGUAGUUUGGUCACUAAGAAGGAAAAAGUCAAUCGCUUGUUGGCUGUUAAAUGUAUGUAG
Messenger RNA from Ceutorhynchus assimilis (cabbage seed weevil), 783 nucleotides. The record is from the annotation of a GenBank genome assembly. Lineage: Eukaryota; Metazoa; Arthropoda; Insecta; Coleoptera; Curculionidae.